This is a messenger RNA of Auxenochlorella protothecoides, 321 nucleotides long. RefSeq lists its product as hypothetical. The transcript has 6 exons. Lineage: Eukaryota; Viridiplantae; Chlorophyta; Trebouxiophyceae; Chlorellales; Chlorellaceae. Bases 1 to 321 code for a protein of 106 amino acids. The record is from RefSeq and is a predicted model, not a curated record.
AUGCUGCAUACCGUCGUCAAGCGAUCGAGCACCUUUGCGCCUCGCGUGACCUCUGUCAUUGGACAGCGCGCGUAUGCUCACGAUGGAAUGAAGGGCUACGGCGAGAAGGAGCGCGGCGAGGAGACCGUCUACUUCCGGAAGGAGGAGGAGAAGCUGCUCCGCACGCUGCUGCAGAAGGUGGCGGCCCAGGCAUCCAAGCAUGAUGUUGAGGGCUCGAAGGCGGCCGCUGAUGAGGCGUCUGCCAAGCUGGAGACCAUCGUUGGUGGCAAGCUGUCUGCCGCUGAGAAGGCAGCCCUGCUGGAGUGGAAGAACUCGCACUAG